This is a messenger RNA of Ananas comosus (pineapple), 1860 nucleotides long. Its product is annotated as U-box domain-containing protein 62-like. Gene Ontology annotation, molecular function: ubiquitin-protein transferase activity. The transcript has 8 exons. Gene Ontology annotation, biological process: protein ubiquitination. Bases 223 to 1419 code for a protein of 398 amino acids. The record is from RefSeq and is a predicted model, not a curated record. NCBI's taxonomy places the organism in Eukaryota, Viridiplantae, Streptophyta, Magnoliopsida, Poales, Bromeliaceae.
CUCAAAGCUGAAAGCCUCUCCACCUUCGCUUCCCCAAAAAUGGCGGACGAGGAAACCCUAGUAUCCCUCCGAUCCCCGUUCCCAAAACCCUAGCUCCCCUCGUAGAUGGAGAGGCGCCUCCUGGGUCCCUCUUCCCGCCCCGAUCCCCUCACUAGACCCUCGCUCUCGAUCGUGGUUCCUCUGUGAGAAUUCGUAUGGCGAGGUAGCGUUGCUUCGUCUACAAUGGCGUCGGCGGAGAACGGGAUGAGCUCUCGCGUGCUGUUCCAAGGCGACGCCUCCUUUCCCUUCUCCCGCGGCGGCGGCGACCAGGCUGCGGGUCGGAAACCUAGCGCGACCGCCGCCGCGGCCCCCAGCUUCGCUCUGAGCGGCGACAAACUGUUCUCCGGCCAUCGCGACGCGCGGUUCUUCCGGUUGGACGACGAGGACGAGGAGGACGACGACGAUGAUGUGGACGAGGAGGAGGAAGAUGAAGACGUGGACGAAGGGGAUGGCCUCGUCUCUGUCGACGAGGUCAAUCACAAGGCUGGCAACAACAGCAGCGGUAGUGUGCAGAGUAGCUCGGAGAAGAUCCAUGGAGAGAGGGAGAAUUCGCAGGAGCACCAUUUCUCUUUCGGAUUCAGUAGAGGAACUAUGGGAAAGGAUGUUAACGACGGGAGGCGAAAUUUGAACGAAGAACACUACCAACGGGGCCCGAUGGAUGGUUAUGAGAAUGCUAUAACUGUUGUGGAACCCGAACCAUACUAUUCUCAUGUUUUAAAUCAGGAAAAUGGGUCACCUGCUCCCUCGCAGAAGGAGGUGGCAGAGGAGAAUGGAUGUGGGUUGAGUGUAAGAAGAGAAGGAUUGGUUGCAGCUGGUUAUUGGGAAUCUUUGAGGACUCACCUCUCUGAUCCGUUAACAGGUACUCUUAUGGAUGAUGCAAUGAUACUGCCAUGUGGACAUUCUUUUGGAAGUAGCGGAAUGCAACAUGUGUAUAGAAUGAAAGCUUGCUGCAAAUGUGCUCAGUCUAUUUCAGAAGACUCAGUCCGGCCAAACUUUGCUCUUCGCUCUGCAGUUCAGGCAUUUCUUCGAGAAGAAGAGUCGCAUUCACUGAAAGCAUCGAAGAGGAAAAGAGAUCGUCUUGAACUGGAAAAAUGUGGUUACGAUGAUCCUUCUCACGUGGAUUUUUCUCGGGGUAAAGGAGUUCAGUUUCCAUUUGCUGUCUCUGACCGUGUUAUAAUCAAGGGAAACAAGAGGACCCCGCAUCGUUUUGUGGGACGUAUGGCAAUUGUAACAACACAAUGCUUAAAUGGAUGGUAUGUCGUGAAGACAUUGGACAAUGCAGAGAGUGUUAAGUUGCAGUAUCGAUCUCUGGCAAAGGUUUCAGACGAUCAGGCCUCCAGCAUCAUCCCAAAUAAAACCCAUAACCCGAACUGGUUGUAAGACCAUCUUCUUGUGCACCGAAAGCAAAAGUCGGAUCUAUGUUACUGAGAGAACACAUUCACUUUUUGAACUAUAUUUAUGAGUUAAUUUUUGAGAUACUUAGCAAAGUCGUCUUCUGCUGGAGGAUCAAAGGCCACCCGAAGCCUGGAAAUCCACUACUUUAGUGUAUCGGAACGAUCUCACAAGCUCUUGUAUAAAGUUCAUCCCACUGAUCAAAAGAAAAGAAUGUACAAUAGGGUGUUUAUAGCCUAUUGGCCUGAUUCAGCAAACUUUUUGUAACAUACUAUAUUGAAGUGCUAACAGGCUAGACCAAUUUUUAUUAUUAUUGUCUUUGGAACAUCUUUGUCGACUGCUUUAUACCUCUUGAUGUACGGUUACCGAAAUAUGCUUUUAAGCAGCUAUUUAAGGAAAAUGAAAUGGGCGCUGUGGAGAAUUAUUGAA